GAUUUCUCUCGAGACAAACAAAGGCGCCUACCUUCGUCUGUGUGCGCUUACAGCACCAAUUAGCCUUGCACAGAAUCAAAGAAUCCAUAUCUCCGGAAUGAAAAACGCUAUACCCCUUUGAGCUGUAUCUACAACAUAGAUGAUGACAAGCCUUUGAUUGAGUCUGCGAGGAAGAAUAUACCACUGAUGCAGAAAUGUCAAAGCUGUUUGCAAGAAUUACUGCGUUCUUCGGCAACAAGAGCCUUGCGGGCGUAGACAAAGCAGGGAACAGAUACUUUACCAGGAAAGAGGAGAUCGAUGGGAUCAUGAAGGAGAAGAGAUGGGUGGUAUUCAAGGGAGAGCACGAUCCAACCUCCGUUCCAGUUGAAUGGAUAUGUUGGUUGAAUGGUCAGCGGAAGAAAGCUCCUACUCCUGAGGAAAUGCUGGAACUUGAAGCAAGACGUGAACGUGUUAGGCUUAAUGUUGCUCUUCUAAAGAAAGAAGAAGAGGAAAGGAGAGCCAAGGAAGGCACUACCCGGAAAGUCGUGAGCUCUGGUAAAGUUGUAGGUCUAGACUUGAAAAGUUUCAUGCGGCAAUUUCCAUCUGCAUCGGAAGGUGACAAACUUGACCAGGCAUCCGAUGCAAGAUUGUCUAGUUCAACACUAAUUAAAGCUAUAGGCCUAGGUACUGCCCCUAGGCCAAAAGAGAAAGAAGCUGAUGAAGAAAAACCACUGCCAGUGUCUACAGAGCCAACAGGAUCUGGUGCAUCUUACAAGCCAGGAACAUGGCAACCGCCAACAUGACAAUCCAAGCAUGUCAACAGAAUUCACCCCAAUCCAUUUAAUGGCCUUUCCCUAUUUGUUCAUGGUUUGUCACUUCAAUCCAUAUGACAAGCUCUCCAACUGUUAAACAACCACAUUAUCUGGUGAAAUCCUUUGUUACAAGCUUACAACACACAAGAAUAACAGUCUUUAGAAAAUUUAUGCUGUUUUGCAACUAUUUUCUUAGAUCACUUGGAGUCCAUUGAGAUAACAUCUUAAACCUUUAUGCACUAUAUAGUAUGAGUUCUACCACCUUCAGAACUUGGUAGAAUGUUUUGGAAACAUGAUUGAGAAUUCUUUUGUUAGUUGCAAAAGUUUGGAAGCAUGGACAUACAUUGUAUAAGCUUCCCUUCAUUGACUUAUUUCAUUUAUGGUGAGAGGAUUUAUUUUUCAGCAUAUAAAAUUGAGGGAAAUUU
Messenger RNA from Rubroshorea leprosula, 1216 nucleotides. The record is from the annotation of a GenBank genome assembly. Lineage: Eukaryota; Viridiplantae; Streptophyta; Magnoliopsida; Malvales; Dipterocarpaceae.